AUGGCGGACAAAUACAUCCUCAGGGUAACAGCAGGCCCAUCUUAUGACCUGGCAGACCACACCGAGGUCCCGGUGAACAGCCCCACACCAGUCAAGAUCAGCACGGAGCACAUGGACGUCGAGCUCAACGUUCGCAUCCAGAACUACCGUGGCCUGCCGCGCAACUCUCCAGCAACAUCACCUUACUUCGACCAGGAGCCUCAUAGCACGAACAAGGACCAGUACAGCAUCGCAUUCCAGUUUACCCCCAAGGCGCCCGCCCCUGCAAAAGCACCGCAACACCCCAAGGAUGCCAGCCCAGACGACCUAGAGCCAGAGGGAAUCUCCGGCUCCGACCUCCAAUUUGGUAACGAUUUUGACCACCCCAUCCGCGACCGCCUUCCACCCGGCUUCAGCUAUGCCAUGAAGAUUGUGAAAUGGUGGAUUGAUCCAGGCCUGGACGGAGACCCCUAUGCUGACAGCCCGUACCUCUUUGGGCCGGCACUCUCGUCCUUUAAUCACAUUCACGUCGGUCCAGCCGUGCUAGACGAGUCCAAGGGUGGGCUCUGGGUCGAGGAAGGCGGUGAUGCGGAGUGGAGGGAGGACGUUGGCGCGCCUGAGGAUAGCAGGGCGAGGAUGAAGUGGGCGCUGCAGGAAGAUAGUAAGAAAGAUUGGGUGUGGGAGUAUGGGAGGACGUAUGCGGUGGAUUUCUUUAACGCGUAUCUGGACUUUAGCGAGUUUGCGCUGAGGUUACCAGGAUAUGCGGUGCCGAUCAUGAAAUACUGGGAUGGCCAGGGGUUGAGAUAUGUCCUUCGGAACAAGAGCACUGGACAAGUCCUUCUCACCAUCUUGUUUACUCUCUAUCUCAAAGAGGACAUCAACGAGGAUGGCACUCUGAAGCCCAAGGCCAGACACGCAUACAGCUCACACACCGCUGCCACUGGUGAGGACCAAGCUGCGAUUGCGAAGGGCUCUGAUGAAUUCGACGGGGAAGCGGCGCUAGAGCAAGCAAGGAGACACCUCAGUGACGCGGACCUACCUGCGCAGAAACCUGUCGCAACAGACGACGGGGACACCGUGGAUUAG
Diaporthe amygdali is the source of this 1065-nucleotide messenger RNA. RefSeq lists its product as uncharacterized. The coding region runs from base 1 to 1065 and encodes 354 amino acids. NCBI's taxonomy places the organism in Eukaryota, Fungi, Ascomycota, Sordariomycetes, Diaporthales, Diaporthaceae. The transcript is spliced from 3 exons. The record is from RefSeq and is a predicted model, not a curated record.